CAGCUCUCCCACUCCCAGUCUACAAUAUCUGCAAAAUGAAGACUUUUGUGUUGUUCACUCUUCUGGCUUUGGUGGCGGCUGACAGAGCACCAAGCGCUUCCUAUGGAGCACCGGCACCAUCUCUUGGCCAUGGGAAACCUCCAGUAGCUAUCAUCCGCGACGACCGAGUGCACCCUGACGCAGAGGGACUCUAUUCCUUUACCGUGGAGACCGAGGACGGAAUUCGUAGGCAGGAGUCUGGUGGUGUCGGUGGCAGUCAGCAGGGCUCUGUCAGUUUCACUCAUCCCGACGGACAAGUGUUCGAACUGAAAUUCGUCGCUGACGAAGGCGGCUACCAGCCCCAGUCCUCCGCCCUGCCAGUGGCUCCUGUAUUCCCCCACCCAAUCCCUCAGUUCGUGCUGGACCAGAUCGCCUUCGCUGCUAAGGAAGACGCUGAACGCGCCCGAGGUGAAGUCAGGAGUCCAUCCCCAAGCUACGGUGCUCCCUCCAAGUAAUUACUUGACAGACCAACCAUUUCUACAGUCAUAGAUACGGUUCGUUGGCGAUUCCGGCGGACGUAGUGAAACAUAAUCGAGUCUUUACACUCGUAUGACUCCAUCUUCAUCCCACCAGCUAGGCUUUCAACUCGAUAAUUGUGAUGUAGCUUUUGUGUUCCUAGUGUAUUUAUUUGGUAUUUAAUUUAUUAUGUAAUGAUCUGUAUAUACAUUUAUGCAUAUACAGUAUUAGAUACUAUAUUUAUAUCUUGUCAUACAUGCUAUAGUGCCAUACAUGCUACAGAGUCCUACAUACUAUAGUGUUAUUUAUAUGUGUUAUAAAGUCAUACAUGCUAUAGUCAUACAUGUUUAAGUGUCAUACAUGCAAUAAUGGAUGGCGCUGCAAUAUUAUGCCAGAAUAACUUCACUUUAAAUAAAUAAAGUGAUAAGUUUAUUUUAUC
Molecule: messenger RNA, 934 nt
Organism: Cherax quadricarinatus
Lineage: Eukaryota; Metazoa; Arthropoda; Malacostraca; Decapoda; Parastacidae
Product: cuticle protein AM1199
Cellular component (GO): chitin-based extracellular matrix
Molecular function (GO): structural constituent of chitin-based larval cuticle
Source: RefSeq, a predicted model, not a curated record